GGCUCUCUUUGUGCCGCACUCUUUUGUUUGUUCGACCUGUGCGUCUUGCGGCGGUCGCCGCAUUCUUUCUCUACCGAUUCUCCGCACGGCGCGAUCGAUCCAAUCGCUAGGUCCGAGGAAUCGAGCAAUCCAAUCGAGGGAUCGAGCGAAGAUUAUGAGGGCGUGGCUACAUUCCCAGGGCAAAGAUUGGUGAGUAGCGGAGCAUGCUACCAUGGGGCGGCAUCACAAUGUGCCUGAGCGGUGUGGCGCUCUAUUUUCUCAGCCGCAACAGCGGCAGAGACGCUGCCACGCUGAAAGCGGUCAGAAGGGUCGAUCAAUUGAAAGACUUAGCACAUUUGCUCGACUCGGCUUGCAAAGCUGUGCCGCUGGUCGUCACUGUCGCGGGUCGUGUUGGCUCGGAGACGCCGAUCGGCUGCGACCAUAGCAGCUUGAGGUGUGUCAUUUUGGAAGAAACGGCAGAGCAGCAUUUUUUGAAGCACAAUGACACCGGCUCCUGGAUUCAAGACUCGGCUCUCAUGCUUUCAAACAACAAGGAGGUUCCUUGGUUCUUGGAGGAUGCCAGUGGCCGAGUCUUCAUUGUUGGAGCACGGGGAGCUGCUGGCCUGGAACUCACGAUCGCUAGUGAGGUUUUUGAAGAGUCCGGUCGGUCCCUCGUUCGGGGAACUUUGGAUUAUCUGCAAGGUCUCAAGAUGCUCGGAGUGAAGCGUGUGGAGAGGGUUCUACCGACUGGAACUGCUCUUACAGUUGUUGGAGAAGCAAUCAAAGACGAUCAAGGAACGCUGAGAAUCCAGAGGCCACAUAAAGGACCAUUUUACGUUACUCCAAAAAGCAUCGAUCAGCUGAUCGCGAAUCUGGGAAAGUGGUCAAGAUGGUACAAGUACAUGUCUUUGGGCUUCACUUUAUUCGGUGUUUUCCUUGUGGCCUCACAUACCAUCAGAUAUGUCAUGGAGAAGCGGAGAAGAGCGGCCUUGAACAGAAGAGUAAUGGAAGCUGCUGCACGAAGGCGUGAACGGAAAGAGCACGAAGAAGUUGGCGAGUUUGCCAAGGUGGAAACCGCAACAAAACGAGACGGGCGCCUACCCGACCUAUGCGUGAUUUGUCUGGAGCAAGAAUACAACGCUGUCUUUGUCCCAUGCGGUCACAUGUGUUGUUGCAUAUCCUGCUCCGCUCAGCUGCAAAAUUGCCCAUUGUGUCGGCGUCGGAUCGAGCAGAUUGUGAAGACUUACAGGCAUUAGAGUUUGGUGCGCUCGAACGCGAAAGAAGAACGGAAACGAAGGCGAAAAAAAACGAGUUUUUUCUAUGGUUUGAUUUGGAGCUUUUGUGUACAUACAAACGCCAGUUUGGUUUGAAUGUGGAGCGUAAGAUUCACGUGUGUGA
Selaginella moellendorffii is the source of this 1377-nucleotide messenger RNA. Its product is annotated as E3 ubiquitin-protein ligase SP1. NCBI's taxonomy places the organism in Eukaryota, Viridiplantae, Streptophyta, Lycopodiopsida, Selaginellales, Selaginellaceae. Gene Ontology annotation, molecular function: ubiquitin-protein transferase activity. Gene Ontology annotation, biological process: organelle organization; protein ubiquitination. The record is from RefSeq and is a predicted model, not a curated record. The transcript has 11 exons. The coding region runs from base 204 to 1235 and encodes 343 amino acids.